AACUGCUCUACUGCGCACCUUCGCGUUGAACUGCCGUGUGGAUGCUGGGGUUACAGCUGCAGCCCUAUGUACCGUCUUCUGUAGCCCUGGAUGGAAGUAGCGCUCUUAAAAGGAUUGUCAGAGGACAGUAGCUCACUUGAACGUGCCCGGACUUUGCAGUAUUUCGAACAACUCAACUCUUCUGUUGAUGGUUGGAAGAUAUGUGCUGCUUAUUUCAACAGUGACAAAGACAGCUCUGAACAUGUCCAGUUCUUCUGUCUCCGUGUUGUCGAAGGACAUGUAAGGAACAGGUAUUCAUGCAGUAGUGAUGACAGCAUUCUCUCUCUUCGGGCUGUUCUACUGUUAUGGAUGCAGGGUAAAACUCAAAGGAAGCUUGUAUUGAAGAAAAUGGCACAGAUUAUUGGACUAGCAUUUGUGAUAGACUAUCCUCAAAGAUGGCCAAUGUUUUUUUCGGACGUGCUUCAGUGUGUAGGAAAUGGAGUGAAAGAGUCUGUGGAGUUAUACUUACGAGUGUUAAUGGCAAUUGAUGAAGAAGUUGUUGACCGUCAAAAAGUUCACACCUGUGCUGAAAAUGCUCGCAAUACAUUGAUUAAGGACACAAUGAGGGACCAGUGUGUGCCGAACCUUGUUGAAUCCUGGUAUCAGAUCAUGGAAAGCUACAAAGAAACUUUUCCAGAGCUAACAAAUCUGUGUAUGGAGGUAGUAGGAGCCUAUAUAUCGUGGAUUGAUAUUAGUCUCAUUGCUAACGAUAAAUUUAUUCAAUGCCUCAUGAGCUACCUUUCAGUGCCAAUUCUGAGAGAAUCAGCAGCCGAGUGCCUACGUGGGAUAAUCAACAAGGGCAUGGAUCCAAUUCCUAAACUAGAGUUGGUUGAGGGUCUUGCCAAACAACUAGAGAGUGCAAAGAUCUUGUCUACAGUCUCUGAUGAGGAUACAGAUGAGGAUUUCAGGUUGCGCCUCUCAGCAUUGGUGUGUGGCAUGGGUUGUGCUUUGGUGAAUUCUUGGAGCAAAUUGGUGAAAAGGGCAGACACUGUAAACAUUCCAUUGUCACGGAAUGCCAUAGAUGAGAAACUACCUUAUCUCUACAAGUAUCUGAAUGAUACAGAUGAUGGAGUAUCUGAAGCUAUGGUUCCCUUUGCAGUACAGUAUCUAAGUAUUCUAAAGGGUUCCAAUUUAUCUGAUACUGAUCGAGGAAAUCUUCAGGCACUUCUUCAGGUCGUGAUUAACAAAUACAAGUAUGACGAGGAUCACAACUUUUUAUCUCAGGGAGAAGAUGAGGUCAUGUUUCUUGACUUCCGUAAAGAACUGAAGGUAUUAAUUGACAACAUUGCAAUCCUGGAUGCAUCAUUGCUGCUGCAAACCUUUCAAAGUGUUCUCUCGACAUUUCUUUCAAAUCUUGAAGUAACAUCUUUUGUAGAUGUUGAAGUGGCUCUACGAAUGAUGUACCUUGCAGGAGAAGCUGUCACAGAUAAGAGGUUUGGCACCUGUACCAUCGUUGGAUCCCCAUGGCACCAGAUGAUGAUUACUGUCAUGCAGAGUAAUGUUGCCCGUCACAGUCAUACAGCUGUACUACUACAAGUAUUUCUAUGAGAAUGUUGUUAGAUAUGAGAAGUUCUUUACCCUGGAGACGCAAUAUAUUUUGCAUGUGAUGGGUGUCUUCUUGGGUGAACAAGGUCUUCGACAUGAAAACUGCUCAGUCCGAAGCCGUGUGUGCUACUUGUUUGUCAGAUUUGUCAAAGGUGUUAAGAAUCAUAUGGGGGCAAUUGCUAAGGAUGUAUUGCUGACUCUUCAGGAUCUACUUAUACUUCCACCAGUCAGGUUUUCCUUUUGCAUAUUUCUGUUUAAUAGUAAUAAUUUGUAGCACAGUGCGUGGGUGUAUGAAAUGCGCCGACAGCACCAUGAUAAAUGCCAUAUUACAAACGACCGUGCUCCAUUUUUCAUGCGGUUGGAAAAGAUAGAACGGUUUAGCAAGGUAAGCGCUCAAAAGUACCAGGAAUAUACUUGCAGCUGCACCAGACUACCUCCGUCUCCACUACAUACACGGCAAGCCGUGGGGAGAACGCUGUGCUCUCUAAUUAGUGCAAACUUACAAAUUCUGCGUGCAGAAGGGUCCCUACGGUCAGUCUUCCUUGCUUACUCAUACCAGUGUUCGUGCGCAGUAAGCAGCAGCUGCAGUAGGCUGGAACGCUAUCGCUACGGGAGACUUCAGCCGCCCAGUUGUGCUACAGACCAGUUGAAGCACCAUUUGUGCUCGUAUAGUACUACAGAAGUUAUUGAACUCAAAUGUGGUCGAGAAGCGGAUAAGGCACGCGGCGUAAUUCCCGUGCUAUAUUAGCAACAGUGCUUUAACUAGUACAAGCACAGUAAAAAAAAUCAGCUCGAACGAGUGAAUAUUUGGUCAUGUGGUAAACUACUAAAGAGCUGGUGGAAAGUGGGAGACUACGGCCACCGCCUUGGUGCGCAUGCUGCAUAUUGUAGUCGGUGAGUGUGUCUGUUCCCAGGAUAUCGGAUGUCUGCUUUCCAAGUAAAACUAGUGAAUGAUUCUAUGAGCUUAUAAUGAUAGGCCAUUACCGUGAAGGCUCUUGCUAUUUCUUCUGAAAGCGAACCUGCUCACCACUUUAGAACUUGCACAUUUAAAUAUUGUGUGGCAUUAAUGGACAUGUAUGAACAAAACGGUCAGUUUGCUGUAAAUGGAAAAGUUUUCUGUCGUAUAAUUUAUGCUUGCAGAUCUCAGGAGUCAACAAGGGGUACUUAUCUGGAAAUGAUAUGAUGUUUCUUUAUGAAGCAGCAGGAAUCCUUGUAGUGGCAUCACUCUCUCCACCUGAGGAGAAAGGUGCCCUGAUGACUCAGUUGCUUAAUCCUUUGGUCCAGAAGUUUCCUAUCUACUUAAACGAGCUCUCAACUAAACAAAAAGCUUCUGAACAAGAAGUGUUGGUGCACGUCCUGUGUAACAUUCUCUCUUUUGCCAGCCGUGCAAGUAAAGUGUUCACCAAUCACCAGAUGGCAAUUCAGAAUGGUUGCUUGGGAUGUUUCUCAGAGCCCUUGCCAGUGUUCUUAAAAGGUCUGGAAGUGAGAGUUCAGUGCUCACAACUUCAGGCAGGAGUUAGACAAUACCUUCACCGCAUGAUUAUAUGUCUCGGUGAUGAGCUUCUGAAAUAUGUUCCAGUCGCUGUAUCACUUCUUUUAACAGACUGCAAGUCACAAGAGAUUCAAGAGUUUAUUCCUUUGAUAAAUCAGCUCAUUACGAAGUACAAAGAAAGAAUAUCUCCUUUUCUGCAAAAUGUGUUUAUGCCAGUUGUGCAGACAAUUGUGACUUGUCUGAGCACGCCAUUUGAUCCCAAUGAUAUGGAGGCUCUUCGAGACCACCAGAGUUUGCAGAAAUGCUACUUCUUGUUCCUAAACUCACUGGCUACAAACAAUGUCACAGAAGUCAUUGCGAAAGGUAUUUAUUGUUCAUGAUCCUGGCAAGCUAAUGCAUUUCCUUAUUGCUGGGCCCAAGUGGUGCAGCUAUGGGAGUACUUGAAUACGCGUAAUCAUUGCAUACGGUACUUUGUAUGUCUGUCAUUUUCUGCCACCGUGCAGGCGGCCAAAAAGCAGUACCAAUGGGUUUAGCUUGAUUCAAAGUAUUAUACUGCGUUCGAAAGUUAUGGCGUAAAAACCAA
Messenger RNA from Geodia barretti, 3659 nucleotides. The record is from the annotation of a GenBank genome assembly. NCBI's taxonomy places the organism in Eukaryota, Metazoa, Porifera, Demospongiae, Tetractinellida, Geodiidae.